UCCUCCCGGAAGCGGGCCUGGGCGGAUGUCUCCGGCGCGUCCGUGUAGGGGACUGAGGGCCGCGGUGGCUGCCAGCGUGGGAUUGAGUGAGGGGCCGGCGGGCUCCGCCCGCAAGGGCCGCCUCCUCCGCCCUCCGGGCCCCGCUCGGGCGACGCCGGGGGCCCGGCUGUUACGGCUCCCGGGGAACGGGGCCGUGCGGGCCGCAAGCCCGGAGCGCGCCGGUUGGACCGAGGCGCUGCGGGCUGCCGUGGCCGAGCUGCGCUCCGGCGCCGUGGUGGCCGUCCCCACCGAUACGCUGUACGGCCUGGCGUGCUCGGCGAGUUGCUCGGCGGCACUGGACGCUGUGUACCGCCUCAAGGGCCGUAGCGAGGCCAAGCCGCUGGCCGUGUGCCUGGGCCGCGUGGUGGACGUCUACAGGUACUGCCAUGUGAAAGUACCCGAGGGGCUCCUGAAAGACCUGUUACCAGGACCAGUGACGCUGGUGAUGGAACGAUCGGAGGAGCUCAAUAAGGACCUGAACCCCUUCACUCCUCUUGUAGGUAUCCGGAUUCCUGACCAUGCCUUCAUGCAGGACUUGGCCCAGAUGUUUGGGGGACCACUUGCUCUCACCAGUGCCAACCUCAGCUCCCAGCCCAGUUCUCUGAAUGUGAAGGAGUUCCAGGACCUCUGGCCUCAGCUGUCCUUGGUAAUCGAUGGGGGGCCAAUUGGGGAUGGCAAGAGCCCCAGGUGUCGCCUCGGCUCAACUGUGGUUGACUUGUCUGUGCCUGGAAAGUUUGACAUCAUUCGUGCAGGCUGUGCCCUGGAAAACACUACGGCUGUCCUCCAAAGGAAGUACGGGCUGCUCCCUCACAGGGAUCCUGCUGAGACUUGGGAGGCAAAAGGGCCCAGGGACUGAUGUUGGACACUAUGUGUCUGUCCACCGGUGGAUGGCCAGGCCUCAUUUGCAGAGGCCACUGGGGCCACAGCGUCACUAGUCUGCCUUUGAAGGCGGUUUGUCUUUAUGAACACUGUAACCGAGCCCCAGAAGCAGCUGGUUUAGCUUCACACCUGGGGAAGGGGGCUAUAUUUAUUGUCUAUAAUUUCAUAUGUCAGCCAAAAGCUGAAUAGAGACUAAGAACAUUCCUAGGAUGCUCUUAUUCUGAUGAACUUCUUCUCUCCCUCUCUCUUUUUUUUUUUAAUUCUUGAAAUAAAAUUUAAAUAACGUUUGGAA
Messenger RNA from Eptesicus fuscus (big brown bat), 1210 nucleotides. It is a transcript of the gene YRDC, whose product is annotated as yrdC N6-threonylcarbamoyltransferase domain containing. The record is from RefSeq and is a predicted model, not a curated record. The transcript is spliced from 5 exons. Lineage: Eukaryota; Metazoa; Chordata; Mammalia; Chiroptera; Vespertilionidae. Gene Ontology annotation, biological process: regulation of translational fidelity. The coding region runs from base 26 to 895 and encodes 289 amino acids. Gene Ontology annotation, molecular function: tRNA binding; double-stranded RNA binding; nucleotidyltransferase activity. Gene Ontology annotation, cellular component: cytoplasm.